Molecule: messenger RNA, 1342 nt
Organism: Vigna umbellata (rice bean)
Lineage: Eukaryota; Viridiplantae; Streptophyta; Magnoliopsida; Fabales; Fabaceae
Source: RefSeq, a predicted model, not a curated record
GGUGGCUCAAGUUCUGCUUACGCUGCCUUACUCAUUUUCCCAGCUGGGAAUGCUUUCUGGCACCCUUUUUCAACUCUUCUACGGUUUGCUGGGUUGCUGGACUGCUUACCUUAUUAGCGCACUCUACGUUGAAUACAGAACCAGAAAAGAGAGAGAAAAAUUUAAUUUCAGGAACCAUGUCAUCCAGUGGUUUGAAGUUCUUGACGGGCUCCUCGGGAAGCACUGGAGAAACGUUGGCUUGGCCUUCAACUGCACAUUUCUUCUUUUUGGAUCUGUUAUCCAACUCAUAGCUUGUGCAAGCAACAUAUAUUACAUAAAUGAUAAUUUGGAUAAGAGAAGUUGGACUUAUAUCUUUGGAGCGUGCUGUGCCACCACUGUAUUUAUCCCUUCCUUCCACAACUACAGAAUCUGGUCUUUUCUUGGCCUCCUCAUGACAACCUACACUGCUUGGUAACUCACUGUUGCUUCUCUCCUCCAUGGCCAGGUGGAAGGGGUUCAGCAUUCGGGUCCGACUAAAUUGGUUCUAUAUUUUACGGGGGCCACAAACAUUCUCUACACAUUCGGGGGACAUGCCGUCACUGUGGAGAUAAUGCAUGCGAUGUGGAAGCCUCAAAAAUUCAAGUCCAUAUACUUACUGGCUAGUGUGUAUGUUCUGACACUGACGCUUCCAUCGGCAGCAGCAGUAUACUGGGCAUUUGGAGAUAUGCUUCUUGAUCACUCCAAUGCUUUUUCUCUCCUUCCAAGGUCACCCUUCCGUGACAUGGCUGUCAUUUUAAUGCUCAUCCACCAGUUCAUAACAUUUGGGUUUGCAUGCACGCCACUGUAUCUGGUGUGGGAGAAAGCAAUAGGGAUACACGAGUGUAGGAGCCUCUGCAAGCGAGCUCUUGCGAGGCUACCAGUGGUGAUCCCCAUAUGGUUUCUUGCCAUAGUCUUCCCCUUCUUCGGGCCCAUCAACUCCACCGUUGGAUCUCUUCUUGUCAGCUUCACCGUUUACAUCAUUCCCGCCCUCGCUCACAUCUUCACCUUCAAAUCACCCGCUGCUCGACAGAAUGCGGUGGAGCAACCUCCGAAGUUGGUGGGAAGAUGGGCCGGUGCGUACACGAUCAACGUAUUUGUGGUGGUGUGGGUUGUGGUGGUAGGGUUUGGAUUCGGUGGAUGGGCAAGUAUGGUUAACUUCGUACACCAGAUUGACACAUUCGGUUUCUUCACCAAAUGUUACCAGUGCCCCUCGCCCACCUCCGUCCACCCGCCGCAACUCAACGCAACCGCGCCUUCCCCUCUCCGUCACUGACUCUUCAAUCCUCUUAUUAUCAUCAGUACUCCAUUCUCUAUAUACUUGACU